UUAGUUGAUUUACGCAGAACGGGGGUUGAGUUUGAAUGUGUACUUCCGUCUGCCUUUUUACGUACAGCGGAACGUGGAAAGCGUCAACGUUGCGGAGACAUGAAACUGUUUGUAAACAAUUCAUACAGAAGGUACGGCAAACUGAAGUUGAAAUUAUUGCCACGUAUCUCCUUCUCUCUGUGUGUAAAAGGAUGUUUUCCUGUCUUUUGGAAGUCAUCAGAAUGACAAGACUGAUACUACCGAUGCUAAAUUAUUUGAAGAAAAAUGUAUAGUUAUCCAACAUCCUUUUUCUCCAUACAACAUAUUUGUUGAAUACUGAAUUCAACAGCCAUUUGGAAGCCACCACAAUUAUCAGACCAACAUGACUUGUCCAUUUUCUGAAUCUAUAAAGAAGCGGGCAUGCAGAUACCUUUUGCAUCGGUAUUUGGGCAAUUUCCUACAAGAAAAGCUGAGCUUAGCUCAGCUUAGUUUAGACUAUUAAGGCACUGGAUCACUGGCACAAGUGCUGUUGGACAAGUGGUCUUUAAAUGAGAUCCUUGAUUCAGUGGAUGCCCCCUUCAAGGUAAUAGAGGGCUUCAUCCAGACCAUCUCUCUGACCGUACCAUGGGCAUCCCUGCUGCAGGAGAACUGUGCCCUGGCGAUCAAGGGGUGGGAGAUGGUGUUCAGACCCAGACCAUGUAUGGCCUCAGGUAUGGAAACCAUGUAUUGGUCCAGCUUCAUGACGAGCAGCAUGCAGCUUGCCAAAGAGUGUCUGAGCCAGAGACUAACAGAUGACUUGGGGGAGAGCUUCCAGCCAUUGGAGGGAUUGGAGAAGUUUGCAGAGACCGUUCUGAGAAGGGUCAAGGUUACUUUUUUGGACACUGUUCUCAGAAUCUAACAUUUUCCAGAAAAUUCCAAAACAGGAAUCGGUCUUGUUGCACAUAUUUUAUUUUUACCCCUUUUUUUUCUCCCCAAUUUCGUGGUAUCUAAUUGUUGUAGUAGCUACUAUCUUGUCUCAUCGCUACAACUCCCGUACGGGCUCGGGAGAGAAAGUCAUGCGUCCGCCGAUACCCAACCCAACCAGCCGCACUGCUUCUUAACACAGCGCGCAUCCAACCUGGAAGCCAGCCGCACCAAUGUGUCGGAGGAUACACAGUGCACCUGGCAACCUUGGUUAGCGCGCACGGCUUCAAGUCCUCACCUACCCCAACAUUUGCACCCCCCCAGCUGGAACCCUAGAAUCAUCUGUGAGCCACACCCCCAGUGCACAGAGCCUGUUUCCUCAGCAACACUCUUUAAACCCAUGCAGAUCGGUCACCUUAGUGGCAGAAUUGAACUCCUGAAACAGAACUAAACCAUGCCUGGAGCAAAGCAACUUUGGAUGUUGAUGGACAGGCAAGUUCACCUACUCUUGGACAUGUUUGGGUUUUUUUCAGGCUCAGCUGGGCCGGAGUGGGGGAAGGACAAGAGGAACCGUCCCAUGCAGCAGGAGGAUGAGUAUCGGCUCCAUAUGGAGUCCGACCCUGACCUCUUCGUGAGCCAGACCACCAGAACUGUGUCCAGCCAAGAGGAUGUCUUCUUCUCCAUGGCUGACAUGAACAUGUCUCAUAGCCUGUCGUCCCUCCCUACCCUGGGGGAACCGCCCACUGUGGACGUGGACCUGUCACUCAACAGUAACUACUCCCCCUCCCUAGGAGAGUCUACUGGCAAUACCACGAUCCUCUGGGACGAUUACCUGGAUGUGCCCAGACAGAGGGAGAAGCAAUCCCAGGAAAGCCCAUUCCUGACACGGGACUCACCACUCCAACACAGACUGCUGAGACAGACCUCCCACCCAACCAAAGCCCACAGUGAUGAGUCCAGGCCAGAGCUGAUCUUCAGGCUGACACUGGGGAACCUGGCUGUAUGUGUUCUCCACAUUGACCCCCUGCCCCCAGCCCCCUUCUCCCCAUGGCUGCUGACUUCUUUAGGAUGGUCUGCUCUCACCAGCUCCAUGCAGACGGACUCAUCCAGUUUAGGGCAGCUUUUGAUGAAGCCUGCCCCUACGACCACAUCAGGUGAUCUUAUUGACAUUAGCUUGGCCCCCGUGAUGUACUGGGCCGUUCGCUCUACCCUCUGUCGUGCCUUGCGGUCGGAGACUGAGCAGUUGCCAUACCAGGUGGUGAUGCAACCCAUCAAGAUGUUCUCGAUCUCAUAUGUGUCCUCUAUCUCUCCAGGUUUGUGGCUCUCCAGUUUUCGGCGAAAGAGAUCAGGGUGCCUUGUGAGGAUCAGGCGACGAGUGGUUAAUCUGCCCAUGCCUUCCGUCCUGCUAGCUAACGUUCAAUCGCUGGAAAAUAAAUGGGAUGAACUGAAAGCACAUAUAUCCUACCAACGGGACAUUAAAACGGAUCGGGACGAGGAUCCAGUGGUGAAUAAGUUGAUCCCAGACUCCAUUGAAAUCAAAGACAACCACUUUGGCCAGCCCCUGGACAGCAGCGACUCCAGCAGGGGAGCCCUGAAGUUCCCCGUCCCAGAGGUGCGCUACCUCAAGAUCUCUGUCAUCUGGCACCUCUACGGAGGGAAGGACUUUGGGAGCGCUACUUUCACCUCCUCUCCUGCUAGAAGUCGGGGAAGGUGUACCCCACACAGGACCAGCCUAAAGUCCCGGCAGUUGUUCAUCAUCCAGGACCUGGAGAUCAGAGACAGACUGGCCAUCUCCCAGAUGAACAAGUUCCUGUACCUCUACUCCAGCAAGGAGAUGCCCCACACUGCCCACUCCAACAUGCUAACAGUUCAGGCUCUGCACAUGUGUCCAGAGACAGGUCAAGCACCCCUGGAAUGCUGUCUGCGAAUCUCACUCAUGCCCCUUCGUCUCAACAUCGAUCAGGAUGCAUUGUUUUUCUUGAAAGACUUAUUUUCCAACCUUGCUCCUGAAGUUGAGAUAUUUUCUCCACCUGAUCAAGAAGCCCUGUGCGUUUCAAUGAAGAAGCCAUCUGCCCCAGAGGUGUCCGGCAGCUUCACUAAACAUGGAGGUGGGAGCCAGGACUCAGGACUUCUCUCUGUGCCUGCCCAGAGCCGCUGCAGCAUCAACGGCCUCACCUUAUCCAGUAACAGCAACACUGGGGAAGCUGAGGCUGCCACUGCAUCAUCCUUCACUGACCAGCCCAUCUUCUUCAGCGCUGAUACUGUGAUUGGGUUGACACAGUUGAAUUGCUCCGAGCUGAAACUAAGGAGAUUAUGCUACAGACAAGGACUGUUGGGAGUGGACAAGCUCUUUUCCUAUGCAAUAAAUGAGUGUCUGAACGACAUCAAAAAGAACCAGCUGCCAGGACUGUUGGGUGGCGUGGGACCUAUCCACUCGCUGGUACAGUUGGUCCAGGGAUUUAGGGACCUGGUGUGGCUCCCGAUAGAGCAGUACCGGAAGGAUGGUCGGGUUGUAUUGCGAUUGCAGCGUGGUACUGCCUCCUUUGGAACCUCCACAGCUAUGGCUGCUCUGGAACUUACCAACCGCAUGGUGCGGUUGAAAAAAAUAAAAUAAAUACAUGCAGCAGCAGAGAUGGCCUAUGACAUGGUAUCUCCAGGAUCUGAUGAGGGAGACAGAAUAAAACAGUUCUCUCAUUACAGAUUGUCCCAUCAGCCAGUUGAUCUCCGGGAAGGUGUACAUGCUCAAUAUUCGUGUUCCUCACAGGGAAUCACUGACACUUCUCUGACCAUCUAUGACACGGCCACGCGUGAGCAGCGUGGAAUGACCGGGGCAGUGGGUGGGGUCCUUCGACAGCCCCCCCCCCCAUCUGUGGUCAAGCCUCUCAUCAUGGCCACUGAGGCCACCUCCAAUGUGCUGGGGGGCAUGAGGAACCAGACACGCCAGGAAGAAUCCCAGAAAUGGUGGCAAGGGGAGGAGUGAUGGCCGACGGCUUUCCAAUGACUGAACUGAUGGUUGUUCAGAAUGAGGGCAGUGUAUUUUCCUUCAAAGAAAACAUCCCUCAACUGUUGCAAGGCCCAAUGAGUAUUACAAGCUGGAAGGAUCUGGUUCUGCAGAUGUAAUUAUUUGAGGUAAAAUGGAGUGUCGCUGAAAAGUCAGUGCUGGUGUAAAUGAAACACAAUUAGACUUGUGGCGGUUGGAGCUAGUGUGAAUCAGCUUGUGUUACCUUUUAUAUCACAUUUUCUCUUGCAGUGCCUUCAUGGUAAUAUUAUACUGUUGUACUACCAUAUGUUAGACAAAGGGACCCGUAGGAGCAGCUAGUGUGCAGAGUCAGAGGUCACUGUGCCAUACUGUAGAUCAUAAUUGAUUACCUUGGCUAUAGGAUAGGACUGGCUUGUUUUCAAUGUCGAUAAUCUUUCCAUAAUGGUAACGGUAGUGCAUCAUAUCCUAACAUGGUACAGAGAUGAGUACAGCACAUCUAUAGUUUGUCAUAUUCAACAUUUGCUUAUCCUAAUUUGUGUCAAAUAACACUAAUAUCUCAACGAGAUGCUGUAAGCUAUUGAAGUGUAUGUCCCAUAACAUUUUAUACAGUGUACCAUGUAUAUGUGUAGGCUUUAUAACUAACUAUUCUAUGUAACAUUUCUUGCAGACAGCAUCCUAAAAUAUAUUCUCAGUGUUGUGGUUAAAAUGUAUAGAUCUGCAUUUUCAAUUACAACUGACGUUGUAACUGUGACCAGUAAAAUGGUUGACAUUUUAUAAAUAUAAAAUUGAGAAGCAGUCUGUGCCCAUCUAUAUUACACAUUUCACAUAAAUGUCACUAUACUUUUCCCUAAAUCCUCUUGUGCUGUCUGGUACUUAGUCUUAAAUAUCAUGCCCAUGUUUGCAAUAUUGUUUGUAGGCAUCUGUGCUUAUUUUGGAGAUGGCUGAUAUAAUUGUGAUGCAGCCUUUAAAUAUGCUCUACAACCCUGAGUUGUUUUGGACAGUGGUUCAAUACAAAAAUGUCUAACUGUUAAUGUAAUGGGAAUUGUAAUGUAUGUGAUAAGAGAAUUGUUUAUUGUACAUAACUGUACAGUUGAUCUUCACAAUUUGUAUUAAAAUCAUGUGAUAUUCUUUAAAAGGGGAAAUAAACGAUGUAAUGUCCACUGAAAUA
Oncorhynchus tshawytscha (Chinook salmon) is the source of this 5030-nucleotide messenger RNA. Its product is annotated as autophagy-related protein 2 homolog B. Gene Ontology annotation, molecular function: phosphatidylinositol-3-phosphate binding. The record is from RefSeq and is a predicted model, not a curated record. NCBI's taxonomy places the organism in Eukaryota, Metazoa, Chordata, Actinopteri, Salmoniformes, Salmonidae. Gene Ontology annotation, biological process: autophagosome assembly; autophagy of mitochondrion; piecemeal microautophagy of the nucleus. Gene Ontology annotation, cellular component: phagophore assembly site; extrinsic component of membrane.